AUGACACAGUUCCGGCCCUGCAUUGACCUCCACUCGGGGCAAGUCAAGCAGAUUGUGGGUGGUACCCUCAGCAAUGUCGCCGAAGACCUGAAGACCAACUAUGUCUCAAAGCUCCCCGCCAGCCAUUAUGCGGAACUGUACCAGAAGCACAACUUGCGCGGUGGACAUGUGGUAAAGCUUGGACCGGGGAAUGAGGAGGCAGCACUGGAGGCAGUUCGCGCUUGGCCCAAUGGGUUGCAAGUGGCCGGAGGAAUCACGGAUAAGAAUGCGCAAUACUGGAUUGAACAAGGUGCCGAGAAGGUGAUCAUCACUUCAUUCCUCUUCCCGUCCGGCAAAUUCUCGCUCGAGCGCCUCGAGUCGGUGCUGGCAGCUCUUGGUGGCGAUAAAUCGAAGCUGGUCUUGGAUUUGAGCUGCCGGAGAAAGGAUAAUACCUGGUUCGUGGCGAUGGACCGAUGGCAGACCAUCACAGAAAUGGAAAUCAACCAAGAAUCUAUCGCUCUCUUGGAGCCCUACUGUUCCGAGUUUUUGAUCCAUGCUGCUGACGUCGAGGGUCUGCAGCAAGGUGUUGACGAGGAGUUGGUGUCCAGACUGGCUGAGUGGUGUACCAUCCCCGUCACCUAUGCCGGUGGUGCCCGAAGCCUACAGGACUUGGAGAAAGUCCACAUUAGUAGCAAGGGCAAGGUGGACUUGACGAUUGGCAGUGCACUGGAUAUCUUUGGCGGCUCUGGAGUGACGUUUGAUGAGUGUGUCGAGUGGAAUAAGACCCAUUGA
Molecule: messenger RNA, 771 nt
Organism: Penicillium subrubescens
Lineage: Eukaryota; Fungi; Ascomycota; Eurotiomycetes; Eurotiales; Aspergillaceae
Product: 1-(5-phosphoribosyl)-5- ((5-phosphoribosylamino)methylideneamino)imidazole-4-carboxamide isomerase HIS6
Exons: 3
Coding region: 1-771 (256 amino acids)
Biological process (GO): L-histidine biosynthetic process; L-tryptophan biosynthetic process
Cellular component (GO): cytoplasm
Molecular function (GO): 1-(5-phosphoribosyl)-5-[(5-phosphoribosylamino)methylideneamino]imidazole-4-carboxamide isomerase activity
Source: RefSeq, a predicted model, not a curated record